Molecule: messenger RNA, 3433 nt
Organism: Lepisosteus oculatus (spotted gar)
Lineage: Eukaryota; Metazoa; Chordata; Actinopteri; Semionotiformes; Lepisosteidae
Source: RefSeq, a predicted model, not a curated record
CCUCGCCAAGCAGGAGGGGGUGGACAGGAGUAGCCGUGUGCUGUAAUGUCACAUUUAACCAGCGCUGUCCCAGCGUUAAGCGGUCCUUCACGGUGGUUAUGUUUUAUCUGACUAUUUAUGUAUUUUUAAAAGGAAGUUGGCAUUGUUCGGGGUUUGAAUUGCGUAUGUUCCCGAAGCUGCCGCCGCGGUUUAGGGGACCCGUGCAGUUAUGGUGGGGUAUGACCCUGGGGCGCAGGGAGCGACGCUCUCCACAGAGGAGGUGAUGCUGGCCGGUUCUCUGGCCGGCAUGGUGACCAGAGCUCUGAUCAGCCCCUUGGAUGUUGUCAAAAUCCGAUUCCAGCUGCAGAUCGAGAAGGUGUCGGCGCGGUCUCCCCAGGGGAAGUACCACGGCCUGUGGCAGGCCUGCCAGCGCAUCCGCGCGGAGGAGGGCCUGCGGGCUUUCUGGAAGGGCCACAUCCCCGCCCAGCUCCUCUCCAUCGGCUUCGGGGCCGUGCAGUUCGCCAGUUUUGAGUUCCUGACGGAGUUUGUGCACAAGGCCACCCCCUACAACAGCAGGACGGCAGGGGUGCACUUCGUGUGCGGGGGGCUCGCAGCCUGCUCGGCCACUGUGGCCUGCCAGCCCCUGGACACCCUCCGCACGCGUUUCGCAGCUCAGGGAGAGCCCAAGGUGUACCAUAACCUGAGGCAUGCCCUGUCCACUAUGUAUCGCACUGAGGGUGUCCUUGCAUUCUACCGGGGCCUGACGCCCACCAUGAUCGCCGUCUUCCCCUACGCUGGGAUGCAGUUCUUCUUCUACAACAUCUUACAGCACGUCUACCUUUGGGCCAUGCACAGCAAUGCCAGCGCCACAGAUAAUGUUCGUAACCUCGUGUGUGGUGGCUGUGCUGGGGUGAUCAGCAAGACCAUCACCUACCCUUUUGACCUCUUCAAGAAGAGGCUGCAGGUCCGGGGGUUUGAGGAGGCCAGGAUCCCCUUUGGACAGGUCCGGUCGUACCAGGGGUUUGUGGACUGCAUGGCGAAGAUCGCCCAGGAGGAGGGCCUGCGGGGCUUCUUUAAGGGCCUCUCCCCGAGCCUGAUCAAGGCGGCCAUGUCUACGGGGUUCACCUUCUUCUGGUACGAGCUCUUCUGCGACUCCCUGCGCCUCCUGAGGGGAAGGAGGGACUGAAGGGAGCAGCUGGGGAGAGGGGAGGAGAGGCACAUCUGUUUCCAGACCACCUCGUGCCCUGCCUCACUGCCUCCUGUUCUCCUUACGCCGGCCCAGACAGGCGGGCCACGUUACUGACAUUCUGCACCAGGGGUGGCCGGUGCGACCCACGCUCCAGCGGGCUCUCCGCUCCUCCGUUGUGAAAGACCCGGGAGGAAAAAUGUCAGCUGGUAAAUCUUGAGGCGGGAGGUGACCAGCAACCAGCCCGACUGACCAGCACGGGGCUGUGAAUGAUUCCUGACUGGCUGCGCCCUAAGCGACGCAGGAGUUUCUGUUGUUACUUUCAUCUGCCAAACAAAUUUACUGAUCGGUCAGUCACCUGUGGUGGUUUUGUUGUUGUUGCUGUUUUCAAGUCUUUAUUAUUUGAGGGCGUCUGUCCAGGAGACUGGGCCUGGCCUCCACCCCUUGGUAGAGAAUAUCCUAUACCUCAAAACCUAAGACACCACAGGGUGUCGGUCAGCUCCUCUUCUCUCUGCAUGCUAUCCUUUAUCUUGCAGCUCUCCACUGAAAGCGCACAUGUCAAUUCACUUAUGCACGUCACUGCAUGUUCACGUGCAAAGAGAAAUAGUUUAAACAUUACAGCUGCAUCAGUUCUCCAUUCAGACAGAAAUGCAGUGUGCCUUACACAACGCACAGCUCUUAUUUAUUUAUCUGUUGCACGCAGUGUUAACUAUGAAUGUAUUUUGUGUUCAGGCAGAAGUUGGGGGUUUUGCUCUUGGCUUUUCAGCAUGUUUCCUGUGAGGUCAACUCCAGUUCCGCGCACACACAAAUACACCCACCGUUAAAACACAAAACACGUUGAUCCUGAUUCAAGACAAUUCACAGAGGUUUACACUUGAAAACGUUAACACUGCAUUCUUACAGAAAAACAUGUUGAGUAGCUAAUCCACUUCAUUAAAGGAAUGUUGCUUGCCCUUUUAUUUACAGUUGGCGUACUCUUUUCAGAAAAUGAACAAAUGGUUUCAUAGGAAAUUAUAAAGAUGGAGGCUUUCUGAAAGGCUCUGUCCUACUCAAGGGAUUUACUGAGGAACUAAAGCCUCAGUUUAACACAAAGUUUGUGAAUCGGAGAGAUAUGGUUUUAGGUUGUUAAACUGAAUAACCAUAGCGUACACGCUUCUGGUGUUUAACAAGAAGUGAGUACAGCUAAGAAUUGAAUCUGUCUUUCAGCAAAAUCAUUAUCUUGUGUGCACAUACUUUAUAUGACUGCUUAAACCAUAGUCUUCAAAAGUGUUUGACGAGGGAACCAGCAACUGAAGUGCCUGUAUUUAAAAAGUAUAAGGGUGUAUAAUAGUUUUUAGAUCUUUAUCUUCUUAGGCAAUGCAGCAGUGUUUAGUGGUGCAUUUACAUGUGGUGUCCACAGAGAUGGCUUUUGAAAUACUCAUUUGUCAGCUUGUUGAUGGGAAGAGCUUAAUUAUUCACCUAAUAUGUCACGUUCUCUAUAUUGUUUGUGGAAAAUACAGUGAAGGUGCACACUGGACCAUCAUGUAUUUAACUAAAGCACAGAAUUAGCAGUGACUAGCUGUUAUGGAUGUAGAAGACCUGGGAGGAGGGAGGUUAAUCUUGGAAAAUACUUUCUUAAGUGAGAUUUUUUUCUCAGUCUCUCCUCACCCAGAUCAAUCUGAGCCCCUGUAUCCCCAUUCAGAAAAAAAAUCAGCUGGACUUUAGAAGCAUCCAAGCCUUUUUCAUUCUUUAAAUGAAUUGUUAAAUUUGUUUUUAAAUAGUAUCUCACUAUGUAGCACAGUGUUAUGAGAUUAGUUACUGGGUAAAAAUGGAACUGGCUGAACAGCAGUACUCAGCCUUUGCGUAAGUACCUGUUUCAUACCAGUGUUCAUGCUGCUUUAAUUGUGUGUGAAUUUAUAUGUCUGUUGGUGGGUUUUUUCUCUGAAAGCAGUUUCACUGAAAUCCGUCCUCCACCGUAUUUAGGUCUCCAGUUCAUGUGUGUAUAUUCAACAAUUAGUAAGUGUGCUUUACAGCAAAAUAUUGGCUGUGUUUGCCCGAUUUUGCAUCGGUGGGCUGUAUGACUCUCUUGUCAUUCUGGGGGGAAAACAAUUUAAGUGUUUUUGUCAGAGGCCAAGAACACAGUGUGUGCUUAUCUCAGACCUACGUACAGUACUGUACAUCCAGAGUCUCUUUGUGGUCACCAGAUCACACCGAACUAGCUGUUCUAUCUCUCAUGUAUAUUUUUUUUACUUUAAAGAAGAUAUAAUAAAAUAUAAAAUCUUGACUGAA